Messenger RNA from Danaus chrysippus (African queen), 231 nucleotides. The record is from the annotation of a GenBank genome assembly. NCBI's taxonomy places the organism in Eukaryota, Metazoa, Arthropoda, Insecta, Lepidoptera, Nymphalidae.
AUGAUCAGGCGAUCUGGCCCGCCAUUAGAUACGUAUUUCCCCAAUCUUGUGGUGAGAUUACUGUCGGUGAAUCACGGUCCGGGCCCGGCCGUGCGGGUGCGAGUGACGAGGCGCUGCGCUAGCGCAGCUUGCGUCGCACCAACAUUCCACGCGAUCGUUGCCUCCACACAUUCGCAAACUGAUGCAAUAUUCAACUUUACUUCGUCCUUACAAUGCCGUAAUUCGUUAUAA